Molecule: messenger RNA, 2097 nt
Organism: Lycium barbarum (goji berry)
Lineage: Eukaryota; Viridiplantae; Streptophyta; Magnoliopsida; Solanales; Solanaceae
Product: F-box/kelch-repeat protein At3g17530-like
Exons: 2
Coding region: 257-1456 (399 amino acids)
Molecular function (GO): protein binding
Source: RefSeq, a predicted model, not a curated record
GUCCUUGUUGUAACAGGAAAUCACGGGUGGUUAGCUAAUUUUACGUUCAGUUUGUUGUUGUUGUUCCUGUUAGAACCAUUUACAUGUGUGUAUUUUAUGAUCUAAACAUUUUUACUCUGCGUUCUUCUUUAUUUAUAACAUCACCAUUGACCUCUCUUUUCUCUUGCUUGUUUGAUUUUUGUGAGCCACCAUUCUUGAUAAAAAUAGCCACCAACUCCUAAUACGCUCCUGCAUAUAAGGAAAUAAUUUGAGCAGAAUGACAACUAACAAUGAGAGCUAUUCAAGACUAGAAAUUGUUACUAAUCAUAUUUUAUCGAGGUUCCCUGUGAAAUCACUGGAGCGAUUCAAAUGUGUGUGCAAAAACUGGAAUGAUCUCAUCAAAAGCUUGAGUUUUAUUGAAAAGCACUUCAAUAGUGAGAGUAAUCGCCUCCGUCUAAUGAUUUGCAAGUUCGGUGUUAAAUACGACAAAGAUGGGGGCAUUAGGUGUUUCGAUGUAUUCUUGCUCAAUGAAAAAAUAUUUACCGGAUGUGUCCCUACACAUCAGAGAAUCUAUCAUUGCGACGAUGUUGGUGAUUUCAGAUGUAUUUAUGGUCCAAUUGAUGGCUUAUUCUUAUUAGAGAAAGGACAUUACAUGGAGAAUGGUCGAUUUGCUUGGUGGAACCCUGCAACCAAAGAGUGUAGGCUUAUUCCUCGAGUUUUUUUUGAGGUACAACAAUAUUGGGAAGACAUGAAUCGUAUACUUGGAAUAGGAAUAGACCCCGUCACUCAUGACUACAAAAUCGUAUGGGUUCGAUCAUUUUGGGAUGACAUGCAAAGCGAUAUUUACCCUAAGGUUUACGCUGCUGUCUAUUCGACGAAAAAUGACACGUGGAAGCACAUAGAACCUAAUUUCUCGCACACAUGUCAACUAUGUACAUCCCAAAAUUGCACCUACAAGAAUGGAAUGUACUACUGGAUUUCUAUGAGCGCGAGGUUCUGCGACAAAGAGACCAAUGUGUACUUUAUUCGGACAUUUGAUUUUUCGACUGAAUUGUUCGGGGAACUGGAAGGACCACCUAUUCCAGGUGACCAUUGGGCAUCUUUAAUGUUACGAGGGGGUUCACUUGCAACUAUGUCUAGUGAUGAUGUUACACAUUCAAUGACAGCUUGUUAUGAUAUAUGGGUAAGGAUUCGAGAGAAUAAUUGGAUCAAAGUUUAUACUGUGAAUCCUGCAAUACCAGAUCAUAGGCCUGUUGGGAUUUGGGAGUAUGAUAAGUUUCUUUUUGAACUAACACAAAGUAACAAGUUGGUUUUUUAUGAUCAGACAGCUAAACAAGGUACUAAUCUGGGAUUUCAAAUUUUGGAACUAAGCUCUGGCUCUAACUGGGCUAUGGGUUAUAAGGAGAGCUUAGUUCCAAUAAAGAAAGAAAAACCGACAGAGAAGGAUAAUGCUGAACAUUUUUUCGUAAAGUAUUAAACAAGCACGAGCAGUGAGUUACAUAUAAAGUUCGAAAAACUCAAUCUCUGAUUAUUUCAUUAUCUAUAUAAUUCAGUCAUGAAAAUCUGUCAAUAGACAUCCUACAGCUGAACUAAAUUCUUUUUAGUUGAUAUGAAAUAAUAAGGAGAUUCUCUGAAAGAAAUCUUGCAAUAUGCUUGGUCCUGCUUAUGGAGUUAAUUUAAACAUAUGCACAAGUCCGUUUUAAAUCGGACAUGCGCAUAUGUUUUCUUCUUCAAUUUGCAGUGUCCUGUUUCUUUCUCAAAGAAAGGUUUCAUUUUUUCCGAUCCAAACAUCUGAGUGCAUUUCAUCAGGAAAUAUUGAAAUAUUCAGAACCUGAGGAUUUUUAGUAGUUAUUAAUUACCUCAUAGAAAUUGCCAUACGAUGUUGAUUACAAACGGACUUGCAAGUGACCUCGGCUUAGAGAUGAUAUUAGAGUGUGAGUGAAUGAUGAAUGAUCUCGAUCAAACUGGGAAUUGAUACUAAUUAGUGUUAGGGUCAAUAUUAUAACAAUCAUGUAUUGUUCAAAUGGCUGUAAAUGAAGGUAUUCAACUAAUUGUCAAAUUAAAUAAUUAUCUAACUAGUGAUUACGAAAUUCAAGGGAGUAAAGCCAAUGAUUUUCA